Durio zibethinus is the source of this 1912-nucleotide messenger RNA. RefSeq names its product transcription factor TCP13-like. Lineage: Eukaryota; Viridiplantae; Streptophyta; Magnoliopsida; Malvales; Malvaceae. Gene Ontology annotation, cellular component: nucleus. The record is from RefSeq and is a predicted model, not a curated record. Gene Ontology annotation, molecular function: DNA-binding transcription factor activity; sequence-specific DNA binding.
GACGGGAUCUACACUAAUCUUUUUGCAAGCGAAUUCUGAUUCCUGACUCAGAAAUGUAAAGGAAGAUCCAGGUUAACCUGCAGCUGAAAGGAUUAUUCAAUUGGUUUUCAGCUGCUUAUGCUUCAAUAAUGUGAGACAUAAGAUGAUUGCAAGUUCAAAGGAAGCAGAUUUUCCCACCAAACAAGAAGGCAACAUAAAUGAUACCGAGGUCAGUAAAGGUCCAUCUAGUUCUUUGCCAUGGUUGAGAUUGAAGGAUCAGCGAAUUGUACGUGUUUCGCGUGCCUUUGGGGGAAAAGACAGGCAUAGUAAAGUUUGCACCAUUAGAGGAUUAAGAGACAGAAGGGUGAGGCUCUCGGUACCUACUGCUAUUCAAUUGUAUGAUCUUCAAGACAGGCUUGGACUUAAUCAGCCUAGCAAGGUUGUUGAUUGGUUGCUUAAUGCAGCUAAACAUGAAAUUGAUGAACUCCCUCCACUCCCAGUACCACCAGGGUACUUUUCCCUUAACCAUCAAAUGGUUCUAAGUACUUCUCAAGAAGCUAGAGCUUCCCAAUCCAACAAAGAAGGGCUUAAAACCAGUACUAGUGUUAAUUGGGAAGAUCCUGCAGGAGGGUUAUCAAGAUCAAGCUUUUGGAGUUCUGACGCUUUUUGGAGGGCUAAAUCCAAAGACGUUUCAUGGGAAACAACAACCAAUGAGAAAGACAAUUGGAACAAAAGAAAUGAACAGGAAAAACAAGAAGCCAGUGAAGGUCAUCAUGGAGCACAAGUACCUUCGGAUAAUAUCUUACAAAGAGCCAAUCGUUCUUCCUUGCCAGCAUUGUUAAACAAUGCAGAGCCGUAUGGUUCUUACUAUCAUUUUGAUCCUUCUAAUUUUCCUUUAUCACAGUUAGGAAGCCAUGGAUUUGCAUCCCACACAGAAGAACGACAUAAUUUCAAUGUUGUGCCAUUGCCAUCAACAUUAUCUCUAUCGUCUGGCUCUCAAAUAUUGGUAUGUCCACCAGGAGCAACACAGCCUUUCUUCCCUCCUCAGACCACAGCCUCUCUAGAGAUUGAUCCUAGACAACAAGUUAAUCAUUUCCAAAUGCUGAGCUCAGGUGCACAAAGCCUCUUGCCUAAUUCUCUUAACCCUCCAGCUGCAGCAUACUCAAUAAGCCAAUCUAUCAGACCCUUUCAUUUGAGUAUGAUUCCUAGGCUUCACAAUUCUCACAACAGCAGUGGAAAUCAACAAGAUAAGGAGCAGGACUUUCCUUCUAAAUGACAAGAAAGCAAUGUAAUGAGGAAUGAAGUGAGGAAUUUCCCUUUGGAAUAACUUGCACGGUGCAUGACUAAAACCAUUUUGCCUGAGGCGAAGGGAAAAGGUACUGUUUGAAUCUAUUUACAUAAUUUCAAGGCAUUCUUCUUCCUGGAAGUGAUAUGUAGACGAAUUAAGUUAUAAUUACUGGGAUAGCAAUUAAUGUUUUAUGUUUGAUUUCAUAAUUUUGUUUCUUUGGAUGAUUGGCAAGUCAGAUCUUCAUAGAUUUGAAUGCCAUGCUAAAAAUAUUUGAAAUAUAUUUGAUGCUAUGUGACUAGUUUGAUAUAUCCUAGUGAAAUAUCACAACACCGAAAAGUGUUCAUAUAUAGUUCUUAAAUUUUUCAGCUGAAAGAAUGACCAUAGUAUUGCUAGAGUAAUAUCAAUGAAAUGCUACAAAGUUAUGUUGCAUUGGUUCUGAAAUUUGGUUAUGUGCACAACAUGUGACAAGCAUAUAUAACAAUUUGUGCUCAGAGAUAUGGAAACUACCAACUCCUUUACCACCCUCUCCUUACACUCGUUUCUCCCAACUCCCACGCAAAAACCAAAGGAAGGAGAUAUGGAAACUGAGUAGGUGAGGUACAUACACUUCCCUUUUGAAAAAUAUGCUGUAGAAACUGAACCAUA